AGCUGUAGUCGCCGACUAGUGCGCGUAAAAAGCAGUUUAAAUGUAUAUUUCUGUGUGACAACUAAAAUUGCGCUUUUUUAUUAAAUUUGAAUUUCGACCUAAAAACUAAAACCAAAAUUCAGAAGCACCGCUAUAUCUGUUCCCACUUCAAUAAUUUUUUUGUUUUCUGUUACUUCAAUUAACACCAUAACCCGCACACAUAUUUUAUGUGGACGACACAAGAUAGUAAACAGUAUAAUUCGCCUCUCCAUUUUAAUUAAAACUAUUGUGCUAAGGCAUCGUACGACUAAAGUGAUCUUGAACACGCCAAAUAAACUGUUUUACAUUCCAUCUGAAAUUUCUUGAUUAGGUUACGUCGAAAGUCCGUCUAUGAAACCUUGUAAUUUGUGGGAAUAUCUUAAAGUGAUGUCUCAACGUAGAGUGUUCUGGGUUUAUUUAUUAGGUUUAUGGUACCUCCCAGUCUCUACCCUAAAAAUUACGAGCCUCGAUGUUCCAAAAAGCGCCUGGGACGCAGUUAAAUUAAACUGCAAGUAUGAUUUAGAGGGUGGAAAUUUCUACGCCGUGAAAUGGUACAAAGACAACAUGGAGUUCUUUAGAUGUACGGCAGAGGGUCUGGUUCAACAGUUCCCUUUGGAGGAGAUAUCUGUCUAUCACCUUGGAAGAUCUCAGAUUGGAUCCUGCUUUUUCGAGCUUAAAGCACUGACUCCAAAAAGUGGCGGCAUCUACACCUGUGAAGUUUGUUUAGAGUGGCCGACAUUCCACACAGUCAGAAAAUCUGCACGUUUAGAGGUGAUUGAGCCAUCGAGGAUUGUCCAGCCGGAAGUUACAACUACGGAGGAUAUCGUCACAAUUGCAUUAACGGCAAGCAGAGGUUCAAGACAUCUGUUUUCAACAAUAAGCAUUGUGUCAGUAGCAUUUUUAAUUUAUACUUUUUAAUACAUUAUCUUCAGUUGGUUAAUGAGCAGUGCCUAUGUAGAACGUAUGAAAUUUUGUGUCUUUACUUUCUUUGUACAACAAACACAUUCUAAAUGAAUUUGACAAUUUUAGAAGCAAGUUUGUAUUCUGUUGUUCGAUUAAAAAGAUUAUAAAUUUCGUAUGUUGUCAUAUAGGGAUACAUUAUUUUUGUGGUAUUUGCGAAGAAAAGUCGCUAUUGGUUUUUGCUAGUUCCUUUUCCAUUUCCUCUGAAUUUCAAAAACCGUAAAAGCCGGUAACAAAUGGUUAAACUUCUCAGUCUUACUUAAUUUGAAAGUUUCGGUGAUAGAAAGAGUGGGUGACAAUGAACUCAAAGGUUUGUAAAUUUUUAAUUUUAAUCAUCUGUACUAAUUAUUAACUAAGGGACCCUAAACCAAAAGAUGGUCGGCGAAUGGGAGUUAGGAAAAGAAUAAAACAAUGCAGAGUUCGCUGCAAUUUUUCUAAAACGCAUGUAUAUCUCUUUAUAAAUAAAUAUUUAUAUGAAAUACUAAAAAAAAGUUUAAUUACUAUUUUUUGAAUAACGUGGAGCGUUUAUAGGAUUUAUUUACUUAUUGUAAACAUCUCAGAAAAGUUAAAUUGUUUAAAAUAACGCAAUAAUUCGAAGAAUCAAAUCAAGGAAAGUGAAGAAGGAAGGUUUUACACUGAACUUAUUAUGUUGUACACUUAUAGUUUAUAUUUAAUUGUAUGUGUUACUAAAUUUUGAUUUUAAUAAAACGAAUGUUAUUUUCUA
This is a messenger RNA of Zophobas morio, 1702 nucleotides long. RefSeq lists its product as uncharacterized. The transcript is spliced from 4 exons. Lineage: Eukaryota; Metazoa; Arthropoda; Insecta; Coleoptera; Tenebrionidae. The record is from RefSeq and is a predicted model, not a curated record. The coding region runs from base 370 to 936 and encodes 188 amino acids.